Neodiprion fabricii is the source of this 1644-nucleotide messenger RNA. RefSeq names its product neurogenic locus notch homolog protein 1. The record is from RefSeq and is a predicted model, not a curated record. The transcript has 8 exons. Lineage: Eukaryota; Metazoa; Arthropoda; Insecta; Hymenoptera; Diprionidae. Bases 128 to 1477 code for a protein of 449 amino acids.
UUGGAUUCAUGGCAUCCCAUGUGGAGGGGAGGCGUCGUCUUUGCUUUAACUUGGGCGCUCCGUUACUUGAAAAUUUACUCAGUGCUCCUCGCCGACUGGCAGAGUUAGGAUAUUUUAAUUCGUCGACAUGAAGGGAAACUUCAUCUGGCCCAAAGAAACAAAUCAUUGCGUUUUCGAAAAAGCAAGGAGCUUAGGAAAAAUGGAGUAUAUGCAGAUUGCAGUUCUGCUAGCGACGCUGUUCGCUGGAUUUGCGAAUGGACAGGGUAGGCAACAACGAAUUCUCAGCCAAGCUGGUGUUUCCUACAUUUCCAAUUACCUACCCAGAUACGUUUCGGGUUGCGACACCUACACUUGCGGAACGAACGCAAAGUGUACGAUCAGCGAAGGCCGCCCGGUUUGUUCUUGCCUCAACCUCCACAUGGGGGAUCCUCUCGUCCAAUGCGUACGGGUUGAGUGCCAAAUUAAUGAAGAUUGCUUGGGGAGCCGAGCUUGUUUGAACAACAAAUGUAUCGAUCCGUGUCCCGGUUUCUGCGGUCUAAAUGCAGAAUGUCACACCAGGGACCACGUUCCCACAUGUACUUGUCUUGCCCGAUACACCGGUGAUCCUUACACGUCGUGUCGCAUCGCCGAUCCUCAGGCUGCGUGCAAGCCCAGUCCAUGUGGUCUAAACACGAAGUGCGAGGUGAUCAAUGAGGUUCCAAGAUGCACUUGCUUACCGGGGUAUCAGGGAUCCCCGUUGUCUGGAUGUCGGCACGAGUGCGAGAGCGACGCAGAGUGUUCGAACCAUUUAGCUUGCUCAAGUAAUUUCAAGUGCGAGAAUCCAUGCCAAUGUGGGGACGGAGCCAACUGCGAAGUAAUCAAUCAUCGGCCCAAGUGUACUUGCCCCAACAAUUGGUUGGGAAGCCCGUACGUCGCCUGUCGCCCAGAAUGCACGUAUCAUUCGGAUUGUCCGCAAAGUAAGCCGGCUUGCCUUAACCAAAAAUGUGCCAAUCCUUGCGAAGGGGUGUGCGGUAUCAACGCCAACUGUCAACUUCGUGACAUAACUCCGAUCUGUAGCUGCCCCAAGGACAUGACUGGUGAUCCCUUCGUCAGCUGUAGACCAUUCGAACCUCUUGACUUGUGCCAGCCGAAUCCUUGUGGAAUUAACGCAGUUUGUACACCGGGUCAUGAUAACACUGGCAAAGAAAGGCCAGUGUGCACGUGCCCUACAGGGUACAUUGGAAAUGCAUUGAUCAGCUGUCAGCGGGGAGAGUGUUUAUCCGACAAUGAAUGCCCUGAUAAUCGAGCCUGCAUCGACUUCUCUUGCCAGAAUCCUUGCACAGGAAGACAGUGCGGACCGAGUGCCACUUGCAGUCCGAGACGACACAUCGCUGUGUGCACAUGUCCAGACGGCACACGAGGCGAUGCUCUUGUCACCUGUAACCCAAUUGACUCAAGAUCGUCCUUCAAUUACGCCAGAUACUACAGAUAUAAGUAAUCCUGUUUGAUUACCUGAGUAUGAAUUAAAGAAAACAUAUUUUUAUUGUUUACCCGAACAACAAUCCGACUGAAACAUGUAAAGUAAUUUUUUACUCAUUGUUAAACGUUGCAGUUUCACCAAUAUGAUCAUAUGCGAAAGGAUUGGAAUAAAAACAAAUUACCUUA